UGCGCCUGCUGCUACAGCUGCGGCCCCACAAUGCGCCUCGGCUGCUGUGGAGGGGCUGGUGGGAACAGUAGCUGUAAUCCGUGCUGCUGUCCACCACCGUCGGGCCAUCGACCACGCGAGCUAUUGCGCAGCCUGGACAAAAUAGGGUGGUACGAGCGCUGUAUGCGGAAUUGCAAUGCUUGCUUUACGACGCCAGAGGCACAGCGACGAACCUGCAACAACACCUGCCAGCGCAACCGGAACAUUGUGGAGGCACUGUGCUAUUUGUUCAACUGCCCCCUGUAUCAGCUAAUGACCACUUUGUUUCGACUCGCCAACUAUCAUAUAAUGGCGAUGGAUAAGUUUCAUCGCGACUGCAACUGGGAGGUGAUGGCCAACGUUCAGGCACCCUAUACAGAAAUGCACGAUUUGGAGAUAUAUGAUAGCAUGUACGAUCGUUGCGGCAUAUCCAUAGAUCCGCUGGAUAAGAACAAUAUGUUCAAGGUGCUGCGCAUGAUGUUCCUCACGACCAUACUAUCCAUCGAUCAGCAGCAGUAUCUGAUGCGCAUGCUGCAGCGCCUUAACGACCAUGCCUUGUUCCGUGUGAAUCUGGAACGGUUGCUCAAGACCCUGGAGCAGGUUGACAUAAAAGAACUCGUCUGCAGCAUUAUCGAGCAGGAUCGACUCUGCGCAAACUUCUACAGUGCCCGGCAGUGUACGGAACUCUGCGCCCUCUACCGCAAGGUGGCGAGCACGGACAAGAUGGAGAUCAUUAGACGACGUCGCAUCAAAAAGGCCAAAAAGGUGCCCAAGAAGCCAAAGAGAUGUCGCCGCGUCCCUGGCACUCAGAUCUACUGUGUGCGCAAGGUACCAGAUUCUAGUGAGGACUUUGCCUCCCCCCGCGGCGAUCCUCUGCUCAACAGCACGUCUCCAGUGGGCGCAGCAGGGCCAACAAGAGGUGCCGGUCAGGCUCGCUGUCCACGCGUCUCAACAACCUUAAGGCCCAAGCCCAAAAACGAUUGCCCACCUCCAAAGCGUGCAUCGACUCCACAAAAGCGCAGCUUCUAAACCGUAGAAGGCGCACACAUUUUCAUAAUUUUGUUGUUCAAAUUCUUAAAAAUAUUAAAAAAAAAAAAGAGUGUAUGUGUAGACUUUCCUGGAAUUAGAUUA
Molecule: messenger RNA, 1149 nt
Organism: Scaptodrosophila lebanonensis
Lineage: Eukaryota; Metazoa; Arthropoda; Insecta; Diptera; Drosophilidae
Exons: 1
Coding region: 31-1047 (338 amino acids)
Source: RefSeq, a predicted model, not a curated record